AUGUCUAGAAGAGAAGAGAAACGUGCUAAAAUUGAAGAAAAUCGUCGUCUCAAACAGAUUCAAGAUGACCAACGAUUGAAUAAAAAUCACGUAAAGUCAAAAAUCGACGAUCAUCUAUCUCUAAAUGUACCACCAUUAUCUAAUAAUCAAUCAUACCUAAAUGAAUUUGAUUGGAUUAGAGUUCGAUUAAUUCAAGAUUAUUUUACAGAAGCUGUAAAAUUGAAUGAAAUAACUGGUAUAUUAUCUUAUCCUUCAACACAAUCAAUUACAACAACAUUAGAAUUAUUUCAUAUGCCAAUUCAUAUAACAUCAAUGCGUCUUAUUAGUUAUAUAAAACAAUUAAAUGAAUUCCAACAAUUAAACCAAGAAGAUCAAGUUUAUUUAAUUAAAUUAAAUUUAUUAACACUUUGUUUUUUUCAUUUAAUAUUUAUUUAUGAUCCAAGAACAGAUCUUUAUUAUGAACCAAAUACAAAAGAUCCACAUUUUUCUGGCAAAGAUUUGAAUAAAAUAUUGAAUAAACAAUUUCAUAUUGAAAUGAAACAACUACGAAAUGAUAUCAUUGAUAUAUUUCAAUUAGAUGAUAUUGUUAUAAAAUUAUUUCUUUUAAUUUUCAUUUUUUCAAAUCAAAUCACAUUAAAUCAAUCAUCUGAAUGUGCAUUAAUAGAUAUUAAUGUGCUAGAUAUAUUCAAAGCACAAAAUAUCUUUAUUGAUUUGGCAUUUAAAUAUUGUCUCAAUCAAUAUGGAUUUCGAAAGACCUCAGUUUUGUUUUCAAGAUAUAUUUAUAAAAUCAUGAAGAUACAACAAUUAGUUGAUGAAGUUAAAUAUACAAUAGAUACAUAUAUAGAUACAAGACAGUUAUCAUCAUUAAUGCAAUGUCUUCUUACAUGA
Adineta steineri is the source of this 888-nucleotide messenger RNA. The record is from the annotation of a GenBank genome assembly. NCBI's taxonomy places the organism in Eukaryota, Metazoa, Rotifera, Eurotatoria, Adinetida, Adinetidae.